Messenger RNA from Peronospora farinosa, 1065 nucleotides. Lineage: Eukaryota; Oomycota; Peronosporomycetes; Peronosporales; Peronosporaceae. The record is from the annotation of a GenBank genome assembly.
AUGGCUUCAUCUGCUGAUCUGCUGGCGCGCGUGCGACCUUCGUGUGCCGCGUUCCUCGCACACGAGACUUCUUCUGUGCAUGUAAAUGCCGAAAAAGUGCGUUUGUUUGUCAAGGAGCUGGAUAUCCAGGAGUUUGCGCGGCUUGCAGAGCCCAUGAACUUUCCACUAAACUUUCACUCCCAGCAAGACGAACUUAACUUUCUCACACUGUAUGGACUCUUGAACUUUGGUAGCGGAUACCGUAAGGACCUGCACAAGUACGUGGAUCGAGGAGCUCAUGACACGAUUGUGUUUGGACUUAUUGGCAUGUACAUUUCGGUGCCCAAGUUGAACGCCCAGUUCUUGCAGAACUUGAGCAUUGACCUUGUUGCAUCCUUCUUUAGUAUUCCAUUGGAGAAAGAUGAAGAGAUCUCGACGGGGAUCUACAUGGCCAAACCGGGACCUUUGAAGCCACUUGCUGUGAUGAUUCAAAAGAUCUUGAACGAGUGUGGACAAAAGCUAAUUGACCUCAAGAUGGAAGAUUUUGGAGCCUUUGUUCUGGCAAACCUCUCGCCAAAUAUUGUAAAGGACUUGGACGAGAAGGAAAAUGUCGGUCUCAGUGCUAGCGCAGCGUAUCUUGUUAACCAGUUUGUAGCUGUAUUCCCGGGCUUUGAUGACAGCUAUGCGUUCCAUGGGGAGAAAGUGUACCUCUUCAAGCGUGCUCAAUUGGCUGUUGCGUGCAUUCACCGGCGAUUCAAGGACUCCGACCCAAAGCUGACGUUCACCGACAUCAAUGAGCUAACGGCUUUAAGCGACAACGUGUUACCGUGUGUGUUGCACGCUCUGGGAGUUCUUGAGUACGAUGCUGACUUGGAGAAUCGCAUUAACCGCGGCGAGGAGCUGCCUACCGGUCAGCAGGAAUGCGAGCUGCGCGCGGCCGUGAUCGUAGCGUGCGACCAGAUUGCAGCAGAGAGCAAUGGCCGCAUCAAGACCCUUGAGCUAGACUUUUAUUUGUGGCGGGUAGGCAAGGAGGAUCGCUUUCGGAGCGUCGAGCGACACACAACGCGCGACACGUUCUUCUACUGA